AUGCGGUGUAAAGUCCUCGUCUAUGUCGGCCUCCUGGCUCUCAUAAAGCAUGGGUCUCCAAGAGAAAUUCAGGCCGGCCCAGAUGAUAAUGCAACCCUCCCUUGCAAUGUGACAUUCCCUGUUCCUGUGAACCAGUCUCUCAUCACUGUCAGCUGGAUAAGUAACGGCUCUGCUAUCGCCUCAUUCGGAAACGAGGCAACGCAAAUAAAGGAAGGCUUCUUCUGGCGCACCAGUGAUUUCAUCAGUGGAAACUUUUCACUGUACGUCCUCAGAGCUACUCUCGCUCUGCAGGGGGUGUAUGAAUGCACGGUCAGCUACAACUCCACCAUCCUGCACUCCAGCAACGUUACCUUCAGUAUCAUCGCUUCCCCCACUCUCUCAAUCCCUCAGCAGUGGGUGGUGUUAGAGACAGAGAGCCAGUUCAUAUGCAACGCAAAUGGUUUCUACCCUCCUCCUGUCUCUUUCUCCUGGACCAGAGACGGGCAGGUGGUUCAUCCUCCCCACCCGGUCGAAGGUGAACAGGCUCCAGACGGUUUCUACACGGCCGUGGGCAACUUGACCCUCUACCCGUCCCGUGAGGACCAGAAUGUGACCUUUGGCUGCAAAGUGUCACACAAUGGAAACAAUCAAGAGCUGGAUUUCCAACUCAACAUCACAUAUCUCCCGUCUGUGCGACUCUCUUCGUUGCCGUCGCACUCCAACAACAAUCCUCUCACUCUCUACUGUGACCUGGAGAGUUUCUACCCUGAGGAAGUGUCGGUGUCCUGGACUCAAAAUGGCACAAGCCUCCCCGAGCCCCCGGCCACUGAGCAAAACCCAGACGGGACCUACAGCACCAGAAACUAUUAUACUUUGAGCCCCGAGCAGAGGGAGCAGGGUGGGAAGGUGCAGUGCUUGGUGAACCAACCUGGGGUAAUUGUCCCAGUCAGCGGCUCGGCAGACAUGGAGAAACUGGAUCCACAAGAUGAGUCUCCGGUGUUGACGAAAUCCGCCAAAGCAUCUGUGGCUCUGAUGUGCAUUUCUAUCGUGCUGGUCUUCCUGCUCUGCUUCGGCUUUUCUUGGAGGAGAAGAGAUGAGAAGCAGAAGUCUCUCACCGUGUCGGGGAUCAUCCUCCCUCCACGUGUGAUCAUUGGUAAAAAGGGCCGAGUGACAGUGAGCAUCGAAGGCAGGAGAGUGGACCGAGUCCAGACAGCCUGGUUCCUCAAUAAUACCCCUAUCUCCGACACCUCAUUCACAGCAUCAGAGAAAGGCCCCCUGCUGCCCUCCAGAGGCGAGAUGGCGUACUACAAGCUGCACACCGAGGGGCCACUGCACUCGACUGGAAGUGGCACCCAGCAGCUGAUCUCCGCAAUGACCUUCAUGCCCCAGAUUUCAAUCCACAAGUCGGCAGUGUUCAAGUGUGAGGUCUCCUACAUUGGCAAGGACAAGAUCGUGGUGGAGAGGGUGUCCGAGAAGUUCACGAUUCUACAGUUAAUCCCCUCAAUGUAAAACAUUCCUGGUUGUGAGAAGCUCCAUCCCUCACAUCUCUAUCCUGCAGAUGUCAUCAGCAUGACAGUACGGGCAACACAUUUCCAUCCGGACGUCAUCACCUUCCGCUGGUUCUGUCAGGGCGGUGAGCUGAGCCCCGUGGCCUCCCAGGCCUCGUCCUCCCCGAGGCCCAAUUCGGAGGGUUUCUUUUCGGCCUACAGCCAGUGCAAGUUGCCCCAGAGUGAACUGGAAAAGGGAGGAACUAAAGUGUGGGUCAGUGUCCACCACAUCGCCCUGAAGCAGCCAGUCACCCGCGAAACCAGAGGCUUCAUGAGGAGGCCGUGCGUGUCCGAAAUCUUCAGCUCCGCCUCUUCCCCGGAUCAGACUUCAACCUUGGGAUGUGAAAUCACAAAUUUCUACCCUCCGAACGUCGCAGUGACUUGGCUGAAGCUCAGAGAGGGAGAGCAGGACGACAGGGAGGAGGAGGUGGUCGACGGAGGAGAGCUGUGGGGCCCCUUACAGACUCAGCCCAGAAUCUACAGGGCCACAGCCUUUCUGAAGAGGAGGGCAACAAGUCAGGGGAAGAAGGAGAGACGAGGAGGGAUUAUGUGCAGGGUGGAGCACUGUUCCCUACAGGAGCCCAUUGAGAGGCAGUGGAAACAUGUUGACAUUGAAACAAAAGCUGCUGUUACGGACCCUGACGCCGAAGGGAUCGAGUACAUUGACGAAAAAGUGGACGGAGAGAACAACAACAUUGAGAGGGAUGAGGACAUGAACGCGGAGGUGGACGAGGACAGCGACAGAGAGGCGGUGGACGACUCGGGCGCGUUGCACAUCAACAGAGUCAACCUGAGCAAAGGCCCCAGAGAGAACGAGCGAGCGUGCAUGAGAGUGUGCGUGGAGAUCACACACCCGGCCCUCAAGCUUCCUGUUUAUCGAACGUGGACAGAGCCCAAUGAGGAAAUGUCCUACUCCGCAUGA
This is a messenger RNA of Limanda limanda (common dab), 2448 nucleotides long. RefSeq lists its product as uncharacterized. Lineage: Eukaryota; Metazoa; Chordata; Actinopteri; Pleuronectiformes; Pleuronectidae. The transcript has 11 exons. The record is from RefSeq and is a predicted model, not a curated record.